AUGAUGACUUUUUGGCUUUUUGAUCCCUUUGGGGUUGAUCCCCAAACUGUGCUUGCUACUCCGUCUCUUUUCCUCUUGAUUGUAUCAGGCCUUCCUCGAGUGCUUUCGCAUGCUUGGACUGCCCUUCAUGGCUCCUGGUCAAAGGCCGGCCUGGUUACUGGUUCUGCUGACACCUCCUCGUUACUCAGGGCCGACUCCUUGACUUGCAAGGCCUGCUAUCAGCUUCUCCUGUCCUUAAAACCGGCACAGCCUCACUGUGUCGUAAAAUUUCGCCCUGUUUAUGGUGAUCUAGACUGGGAUUCUACCUGGAAGACUUUGUUUUUCAUGCUUUUGGACAGGAAACUCAUUGACCUCUGUUGUCCACGGUGUUUUGUACACUGCUCACCACCUUGUUUCUUUCGGACUGAAUGUUCCUCUUGA
Messenger RNA from Porites evermanni, 420 nucleotides. Lineage: Eukaryota; Metazoa; Cnidaria; Anthozoa; Scleractinia; Poritidae. The record is from the annotation of a GenBank genome assembly.